AUGGCGUGGAUUCGACGGCUUUUGUUGGUGUUUGCCCUUGGCGUUCUCCCCGCCGUGUUGGCGCAGGAGAACCCUUCCAGCAAACCGACCUUUCCUGUUUGCGCGACAAAAUGCAUAGCAAGCGCUUUUGCCGGCGGCUUUUGUGCUCCCACGAACCAAACCUGCAUUUGCACCAACGCCGACUUUCAACUCAACGUGACACUCUGCGUAUCUGCAAGUUGCACAGUACCGGAAGCGUUGGCUACCAAAAAUGCGAGCCUCACAAACUGCGGCGCCCCCGUACACGACCGAUCCCAGGAAUAUGUCAUCCUGUCAAACACAAUGGCUAUCAUGGCUGCCGUGUUUGUCCUGGCUCGAUUUGGCUACAAGAUCUUCUUCGCCGGCCUCGAUAUCGGAUGGGAUGACUGGUUCGUCAUGGCGACGUUGAUCGCCGCCAUGCCGAGCGCUAUCAUCACAGUCCACGGAACAACAAAGAACGGAUUAGGACGAGACAUCUGGACUCUGGAGCCGCAGAGUAUCACCAACGUUCUCUUCUACUUCUACAUCAUGGCUUGGCUGUAUUUCCUGCAGGUGACGCUGGUCAAGCUGGCCAUCAUCUUCUUCUACAUGCGAAUCUUCCCAGCGAGAGAAGUGCAGCGUGUUCUGUGGGCCACGACGAUCUUCAUCAUCAUCUGGGGGUUCGCAUUUGUCGUAACAUCCAUCUUCCAGUGCAGACCAAUCCACUACUUUUGGACUAAGUGGGACAUGUUGCACGAGGGAAGCUGCGCAAACGCGAAUGCGAUCAGCUGGUCCAACGCCGCAAUCAGCAUCGCUCUCGAUCUUUGGACCCUGGCCAUUCCGCUAUGGCAGUUGAGGUCCUUGAGAUUGCAUUGGAAGAAGAAGGUUGGCGUGGCGUUGAUGUUCAUCGUGGGCAUGUUUGUCACCGUCGUCAGUAUCAUCCGACUGCAAUCCCUUGUCGACUUUGCAAAAGGCUCCAAUCCUACAAUGGACUUCUUGGACGUCAGCAUUUGGAGCACAAUCGAGAUCACCGUGGGCAUCAUGUGCGCCUGCUUGCCAUCAAUCAGGAUGAUUCUUGUCAAGUUGUUCCCGGUUAUGUCCGGCUCAACUCUUCGGAGCAAAGGACAGCGAUACUAUCAGUACGGAAGCGACGUGCGGUCGAAGAUGACGCGUAGUCAACCACGCACUAUCGGAGUCGUCACUGUGGACAGGACAAACUCUGACGAGACAGAGGACCGCCAGAUAAAGUUCCAGAAAACAUUUACCGUCUCUUACAGCGAUAGUGACGAGUCGAAUCUUGUACCUAUGACUAAUCUGCAAAGACCGGAGAGGGUUCACAGAUAG
Molecule: messenger RNA, 1341 nt
Organism: Colletotrichum karsti
Lineage: Eukaryota; Fungi; Ascomycota; Sordariomycetes; Glomerellales; Glomerellaceae
Product: CFEM domain-containing protein
Exons: 4
Coding region: 1-1341 (446 amino acids)
Source: RefSeq, a predicted model, not a curated record